CACAUUUCAUGUAGGGUUUUUGGUGGCGUUAGUGCUUUGACAUUAGAAACGUUCUUUUUUGUCAAAUUUAAAAGUCGAACCGUGUUUUUUGUUGUAGUGUUUUUAUAAAUUAAACUUUGAAUUUCAAUUGAAUUAAAACAGAAUAUGUCAUAUUUUCCCCAUUUCGACGACAAAACAAUUUUAACAACCCCAAAACCGGUUCAUUCUUCAAGCAUGGCAGAAAGUGAUAAGAAGAUACCAACUUUUGAUAAGGGUUCCGACUCGUCAUUUGACAUGGAUAAUUCUUUGGGGAUUCUGUCGAUCAAAAGUGGGGACUUGUCACCCCGCGAAGGCUCUGCGGCGUAUUUACUCCAGCAAGAGAUUAACUUAGCUAAAGACUGUAUAAAUCGGCACAAAGACCAACCCCCGGUUUCGUCCAUUUCCUCCCGAUACUUGAAACCAACAGAACAGUCAGAAAAUUCGUUACCCUAUGAUAUUUCAAGCACAAUCAGUGAAAGUGAUUUGCUGGGAAAUAGUUCAACGCCACGGACCUCAGACUGGGCCUCGGAAUUCGCAGUGCGAGAUCGCCCCUCAAUCGGAAAAACCAUCACCUCUCUAGCAAGUUCCAUGGCAAAUCCAAGUUUUGAUGUUGAUAAAAUUCUUAACACAAUACAGAAAAGCAUGGAGGAAUGUUCGUUCAAAUCAGGUGAAAUUGCAGUAGCGAAAUUAUUACAAGAUGAAAAAUCGUGGAGGCGGGAAAAGGAACUUCCAGAGGAGAUUAAGGAUUUUUCUGUAAAUUCUGAUAAUUUUAAAAUGUCAAUUGGGAGUUUCUUUCAGCACAGAUCAGAUGAACUCCCGAUUUUGUUUGCGAAAAGUCCAAACAAAGAACUUAAAGCACCGAUUCCUUUGAUUGAGACCUCAAACAGGAGCCCAGCUCCCAGAAAUAGCACUUUUGGCGAAAAUGAGAGUGUUAGUCUUAGUCUGAUACAGAAAAUGUUGUCGUCAGAGGCGUCCCCAAACGCCGCCCUUGAUAAUUUACUAAACAAAGCAAAACCGGAGAAGAAGAGGUUCAAAGCACCCCCAGAGCCAGAGCGUCAAAGUCUCACUAAACCGUCCAUUGCAACCACAACUUGUGAAGAACAAGAAAAACAAGUGGAGAAAGAUGUCACACCUGAAGAACCUUUCAAUAGAAUGGAAGAAAUUAAAGAAAAUAUUUCUCCCUACGAUGGUGACAGAACAGCGGUGUCAUCACGAAGCUCGAGUUCGUUAAGCAGCCUCCCCAACGGUAAGCUCCCCAUUGCUACGACUAAAACUGAAGUUAUUUGGGGCUGCACUAAGCCUGGGAAAAACAGCCUUCGCGAAUUCGUGGUAAGAAACCGAUCAGCGAGUCGUGUUGGUAUCACUUGCACUGUCUCAAACCCCUCGUUUCGCCUCCACAAAGACGGCUCUGAACUUAAUUUUUCAAGUGUACUUAAGGUUAUUUUGCACCCUUACGAAUCGCGCCCACUUUGUGUCACUUUUGCCCCAACUACAGUGGGGGCUGUCGUUGAUAAUAUCACCUUCACUCCAAUUAACCCGAGUCACGUACAAACAACCAAGCAGUUUAUCAAAUUGUACGGUUAUGGGGGCUAUGGUGAUGUGGUGAUUAGAGAAAUAGUGAAAGACACCACGGGGAAAUAUUUGUGUUCUUUGGGGAACGUUGAUGACCAGGAAUUGAAACGAACAUUUGUCUUGAAGAAUAAUGGGACUUUGCCGGCUUUUGCCCAUUUUAAUCUUACACUAAAUGGGCUUUACACGUUUUCGAAUAUUGAGGUGGAGCCCCUGAAGGCUGUUUUAAUGCCAGGCGAGGAGAAACAAGUGGUGGUUAAAUGUAAUCUCUCGAAAAAAGAUCUGGGUUAUGUCAAGUCGAAAACUUCGAGUGUUGUUAUCGAAAUGGGGAAGUUAUUGCUGGUCCAUGGGGCCGAAGUGGAUCGAGCUCGAUUGAGAAAAUUGUGUCAAAAAGCGCAAGAAAGGGGGCAACAAGUGAAACCUUGCAUGUUGGAAUUGGUUGAGAGAUUCCCGAGAGAAGUGGUUCCAAAAGAUUUGAAAUAUUUCAGAGAGUCACUUUUGUGUAUUGAAGACUUCAUGCAAUUGUUAAACAGGGAAGAAAUCACUCUAACGAUCGAGCAAGAAGUCGACAGAACUAUCACAAUGCAACUCCAGGAUGAAACAGCAAUGUAUCUUAGUUUAUGUGAACAGACUGAAAUUUUUGAUUGUACAACUUGUCCCGAAACCUGUCAAGUGGAACCUAGCAAAAUUUUCUUGACUCCACCGGAAAAAGUCAAGGAUGUUAUUUUUGUAACCAAUCGUAAUAAGAAAACUAUUUAUUUUGAGGCAAAUGUAGCCCCAGAGGGGCUUAAAUUGAAGCCGCAUGAUGGUACCAUAAAGCCGGGGGAAACGGUCAUGAUUGAGGUUUCUUUUAAACAGUUUUGUAACGAUAAGACUGUGUUUAAAGUGAGAAUACUUGUGGACAAUGAGAGUUUUGAUGUUGAUGUCAAAGUUGUUAAUAUUAGGGCCUAGUGCUUAAUUUUUGUGUGGGUUUUUCAAUGCAUUUACUUUUUUAAUAAAUUAUUUUUUCAUUAA
Molecule: messenger RNA, 2601 nt
Organism: Tribolium madens (black flour beetle)
Lineage: Eukaryota; Metazoa; Arthropoda; Insecta; Coleoptera; Tenebrionidae
Exons: 2
Coding region: 145-2538 (797 amino acids)
Biological process (GO): centriole replication; protein localization to centrosome; mitotic spindle assembly
Cellular component (GO): cytoplasm; centriole; pericentriolar material
Molecular function (GO): protein kinase binding
Source: RefSeq, a predicted model, not a curated record